AUGCCGCGGGCUGCAGGACUGCUGCACAACCUGGGCCAGGCAUCAUCAGAACUUCAAAGCGAGUUCUUCGGUGGAGUGAAGGAAAGCUCCAUGACAUGUUGCUGUGGAGGGAGGAUGGCGAAGACGACCACCAAGGCGUACCAAGACCUUGAAGAAGCCGAGCGAGCUUUGGCAUCAGCUGCGAACGGCGAAAAUCUCGACGGCCGGCCUUUGGCGGAUGCUGGAGUCAGAUCCGAAGAAGCUCGAGCGUAUUUGGAUCCGUUGACGGAAAGAGGACCCGCAGAUAUUCUUGAGAGAGAAGGCCCCAUAGACGCCGAAGAGGUAGACUCUGUGCAGAGUGCUACUACCAGGACGGACUUUCCAAGUCCUCCCGGGGAGGGCUCGAUGCUGCCAGUGCUUCCAGUUAUGCUCCUUGCAGGCAGGCAAGCUCCAGACUUCUUCUGA
Messenger RNA from Symbiodinium necroappetens, 444 nucleotides. The record is from the annotation of a GenBank genome assembly. Lineage: Eukaryota; Dinophyceae; Suessiales; Symbiodiniaceae.